AUGUCAUCAGACAACAGGCGGUGACCCGUGACAGAACGUAGCACAGCAUAUCCUGCAACAACUCUCUCAGUUGAAAACACAAUCCUUCCAGUGUGUUGCGAUUACCCAGUCUUUUAUAUAACAUCCUUGGUCUAGUCAACAAUUAAAAUGGCGCUUGUUCAACUCCUUGGAGAAAGUCUACAGAAGAAAGCUGGAGACGAAGAGAGGGUACAGACGAGCUCCCUGACGGGGGAGGGGCGGUACGUCGGGUUGUACUUCUCGGCGCACUGGUGCCCUCCUUGCCGCAUGUUCACCCCGGACCUUAUCGAGUUCUACAACGACUUCAAGGCAAAGGGAACUCUGGAGAUCGUGUUCGUCUCCUCUGACGCGGACCAGGGCAGCUUCGACGGGUACUUCGGCAGCAUGCCUUGGCUAGCAGUCCCGUAUUCGGACAGGCAGAAAAAGGCGGAGCUUAGUGACAAGUUUGGCGUGAAGGGCAUCCCCACCCUCGUUAUCCUGAAGGCUGACUCUGCAGAGGUCGUCACCAAGAAGGGGAGGGACCGUGUCAUGAAGGACCCUACAGGGCAGGACUUCCCAUGGGGAUAGAGCAAUAUAUUAUAGUGAUGUAAUCUGUGCUGAAAUGAAACAUUUUACACCAAAUGCAGCGUAUUUCCUAAUCUCCAACCAGAUCCACGGUGCGUAAUGUAUAGUAUCAAACUCCGGUGCCCAUUUGACUCCCUUAGCCGGCUACACUCCUUGGCCAGCUUUGAUACUAUCUUAUGGCAUUGUAGGAUCUGCUUGGAGAUUACGUAUUUCCGUCACUAUAUUUGUCUCACAAAUAUUGUUCCUCGACAUCAUCCCAAAUAUUGCACACAAGAAAGUUAUUUUGGAUAAAGUUAAACUUUAACUUCCAACACAAAAAUUUAGCUUACUAAAAUUUUCAACUGUUCAACUCCAGUCUUUAUCAAGGAAUUACGACCCACUACAUCUGUGAUGUUGCGUUAUGUAGAUAUCACACGCCUCAUCAGUGAGUAGCAAAUGUGGGUUUGACUUUAUCCAAGACUUCUACCAACACAGAUAAACUUUCAUGUUAAGAUAACAUUUACUAACUCAACUGAAUAGACUUUUGUAGCUACAAACUCUAUCAAGUACCUGUACGACACCUAUGUUUAUUUGGCAAAACCGUUGUUUAUCUUAUUACCUGAGUGUCUAACCUUCAUAUACAUCCUGAGAUAUUGUUCACUCCAAUGAAGAAUUCAUUUUUUUAAGCCUUCCAGUAAUGUUGCUGUUAAGUAUAUCCGUAAAAUUGUUGAACAUACAAAUAAAACUGCUAUGUAUACAAAUAAAAAUUCACCGUAUUCGGUAAACUUGCUAUGCAUUAUCGGAUUAAGUUCAACAAUAAUGUGUUCAGUACAUAGUCAUCCUAGAUGUUAUGAAAGUGUUUGAAAAGUUUUGAUACUUUCUGAUCAUAGACGAUUCUAAGGUAACUGGGCAACGUAAAUGUACAUGUACACUUUCAAAACCGAGAGCUAUCAUACAACCGUGCAUAUUUGUUACGUCAUUGUCACAAAGCGGGCCAUUUACAUUCCUUUGUAUCUGAAUACGAAAUGAAAGUCUUGCCAUUGAAUGAACUAUAUUUCUAUUACGCCGAUUAAAUAAUGUUUGAACAACAUGAA
Molecule: messenger RNA, 1655 nt
Organism: Branchiostoma floridae (Florida lancelet)
Lineage: Eukaryota; Metazoa; Chordata; Leptocardii; Amphioxiformes; Branchiostomatidae
Product: tryparedoxin-like
Exons: 2
Coding region: 148-585 (145 amino acids)
Molecular function (GO): thioredoxin-disulfide reductase (NADPH) activity
Source: RefSeq, a predicted model, not a curated record